Messenger RNA from Phoenix dactylifera (date palm), 552 nucleotides. Lineage: Eukaryota; Viridiplantae; Streptophyta; Magnoliopsida; Arecales; Arecaceae. The record is from RefSeq and is a predicted model, not a curated record.
AUGGCGUCGUCCCCAAUCCUUCCUCCCCCCGGCUCUUGUCCUCUCCCUCUCCCCUGCACCCCCUUCCCACCUCGCCUACUUCUUCCGUUCCCACCUCAACCCAUCCUUCACCCCUUUCGACCUUCUCCACCUCCUCCUCUACCGCCUUCGACACCACCCUGGCCUCGCCCCUAUGACCUCAAUGUCUUCUUUUGGGCCGCCAACGUUAACUCCUUCCGCCACGAUCCCCGCACCUACGAGUGGAUGGUUCGCACGCUCCUCGCCACCAGUCGCCUCGACCCCCUUCUCCGCCUCCUCCCCUCCCACCCCUGCCCCUGCGCCGACGGUGUCUCCGCCCGCCCCCACCUCAAGCUCAUCUUUCGCUUCCCCCUCCGCGCUUUCUGCUGCGCUGGCCAAUUAGCUGACGCCGCUAUCAUCGUCAACGAUGCUCGCUGCUCUCUCGACGGCCACACAACCGACACCCUCUACAUCAUCCUCCUCCAUGGAUUCACUCGGUGGGGUGAUCACCAAAAAGCUCUCGACUUGUUCGACAAAAACAAUACCCAAACCUAG